This is a messenger RNA of Paramacrobiotus metropolitanus, 1768 nucleotides long. Its product is annotated as tryptophan--tRNA ligase, mitochondrial-like. The record is from RefSeq and is a predicted model, not a curated record. Gene Ontology annotation, biological process: mitochondrial tryptophanyl-tRNA aminoacylation. Gene Ontology annotation, cellular component: mitochondrion; mitochondrial matrix. Gene Ontology annotation, molecular function: tryptophan-tRNA ligase activity; ATP binding. NCBI's taxonomy places the organism in Eukaryota, Metazoa, Tardigrada, Eutardigrada, Parachela, Macrobiotidae. The transcript is spliced from 6 exons. The coding region runs from base 137 to 1399 and encodes 420 amino acids.
UUGUGCUUUUCAGUUUCUCCCAGCUCCGAAGUUUAAUUCUAAUAAAGUUAAAUUUCUAACUAAUAAAAUUCCUGAAUGUAGUAACCAUUUUAUUGUGUUACAUUGAUUUUUCUUUCGCUGGCAUCUUGGGGCUGCAAUGAUCCGCAGUCGGCGUGUGCUUGACGCGAUCUGCUCAACACUGUUGAGACCUACCAAACCUUCCCACGCGCAAUGUUUGUACUCUAGCACGAAAGCUGACGACAUCCCGGAAAAUGCUGCCAAGGAACCCAAGCGAACAGUGGUAUUUUCGGGCAUCCAACCAACCGGCGCGCUGCAUCUGGGCAAUUAUCUGGGCGCUGUAAAACUGUGGAAGGACCUGCAAGAGCACAGCGAUAAAUCGCUGAUUAUUAGUGUUGUGGAUCUGCAUGCCAUUACGAUGCGCUGGGAUCCUCAAAUACUCAGGAAAAAUAUCAUGGCAAUGUUUGCACAGCUGGUGGCGUGCGGCAUUGAUCCGGCCAAGACUAUCCUGUUUCUGCAGUCCACGGUGCCGGAGCAUUGUCAGUUGCAGUGGAUAUUUUCCUGCAUCACAACUCUGGCCCGCAUCGACAAUUUGCCACAUUUUAAGGAAAAAUCUGCCCCUCUGCAGCCGAAGAAACACGUGGAAGGUCAGCCGCUCCCUCAGAUCGAUGCCGGUUGUGGACUCCUGAUGUAUCCAAUCCUGCAGGCUGCCGAUAUCUUGCUCUACCGAUCACAGUUGGUUCCGGUCGGCGAAGAUCAGGUCCACCACCUGCAGCUGGCUCAACAUAUUGCUCGGGUUUUCAACAAUAAGCACGGAAAGUACUUCCCUCAGCCGCAGCGACUGCACAGUGAACAACCGCGCGUAAAAAGCCUGCGGGAUCCCACGAAAAAAAUGAGCAAAUCGGACACCGACGUGAAGAGCCGGGUGGAUGUGACCGACACUCCGGAACAGAUCCACGAGAAGCUAAGAAAAGCCGUCACCGACUCCACGUCGGCCCUCACGCACGACCCGGAAUCACGUCCGGCGCUGGCCAAUCUGAUCUCCCUGUACGCCACCGUCACCGACAGCAGUGUCAGCCGGGCGAUGCAGGAACUGCAGCAUUCCGAUAAAGUGGCCUUUAAAGCCCGUCUAGCCGACGCCAUCAUCACGAUGCUCUUUCCCAUCCAGCAGGAACUGCAGCGGUUGGAAGCAGACGCGGGAUACCUGCAGGGCUUAAUUGAGAAUGGACGCGAGAAGGCCCGGCUAAUUGCACAGGAGACCAUGCACGAUGUGCUGCGGGUGGUGGGAUGCCGCGAUGAGCCGGUGCAUAAGGCAUGUCAUGAUCCCGAGGAAGAGGAGUGUCGGGAGCGGGUGCAUGGAAUGAGUCCUAGCGAAUUUCGACACAAGAUCGAAAAUGAGUGAUACCAUCGGUAAAGUUGCAGUACUGAAUUUUUCGGUGUUGCUCCGUAGUUUUUAAAGAGUCGGUGUGGCCGACAGCAGGAAAAUUAUGUUAAUACUUUUAGUGCCUUUUACCAGUUUUUGUUUAUCAUUGCUUCUACUCAGUAGUAAUGCUGUCAAUCGAAUUGGUGCGUUUGAGUAAAACUUAACCGGUGAAAAAUCGGUGAAUGAAAAAUUUGUAUUGUUUGUGUCGAUCUUCGAUUCCACAUUGCUCAUUACGGAAUUGAUUUCAGUUUCGCAAAGUGCGCGACAGUUUUAGGCUAAGAUUUCAAGAAAUCAGAUCCCAUGCACAUUUAUUUGAUGCUUAAAGUGGAAACGGGCAGUGAAAGUUGC